AUGUGGUUAGUUGCGAAAAACAGUUACCUGCUGUCGCCUGAUCUGACGCUGAUCAUUUUGCAUAUUUCCUUAAGAAAUUUAAGGGUGUUGGGGUCCAUCGGGCCAAGAACCUCGAUGCAUAUUUGCAAGAAUUCCAUCGAGGGGAUGGCGUUCCCAUAUCUUUUCAUUUUCUCGUCCGCUGCCCUGGCCGCGGCCAAACCGCAUUCUUUACUUGUCAGGUUUACGUAUCGUUCGGCGAGGGUGCCAGGGACCGUAACAUCCCACGCCAAACAUCUGCUGGCUCUCCAAGGUAUUAGCGUGCAUCCGUCCGGGCGCCUACCAUUAUGCGCAGAAAUGCCGGAUGGUUCCUUGAGAACCGGGAUUGAAGCCUUGGAGAAGAGCCGACAAAUGGCGGUGCGCAGGGCUCCGUCAAAUUCGUCCAAUUUAGAAGGGUCAAUGUGUUUAGAUGUACGCAGGAAGUACAUCAAUUUGGGCAAACUGAGGGCAUUGCGGAUAAUAGUCAAGGCAUCAUGGGCCGAAAGACAGGAAAAAUGA
Messenger RNA from Helobdella robusta, 534 nucleotides. RefSeq lists its product as hypothetical. Lineage: Eukaryota; Metazoa; Annelida; Clitellata; Rhynchobdellida; Glossiphoniidae. The record is from RefSeq and is a predicted model, not a curated record. The transcript is spliced from 2 exons. The coding region runs from base 1 to 534 and encodes 177 amino acids.